GUGUCACUUCUGCCCCAUCAGAGGAGAGCUUUGGCUUGGCUGCUCUGGAGGGAAGCACAGAAUCCCUGUGGAGGAAUUCUAGCGGAUGAUAUGGGUUUGGGAAAAACCCUCACUAUGAUUGCUCUCAUACUGGCAAAGAAGAUGAGAGCAGAAGAAAAGGAGAAUCUGGAGACCUGGCUGACUAAAUCUGAUUCUGACAUAGUUGCCUCUAAGAGCACUCUGAUCAUCUGUCCGGCCUCCCUGAUUCACCACUGGAAGAAUGAGAUCGACAGACAUGUAAAGAGAGGAAAGCUAACGGUGUAUCUGUACCACGGCACCAACCGCGAGAAAAGUGCCAGAGUGUGA
Molecule: messenger RNA, 345 nt
Organism: Nematolebias whitei (Rio pearlfish)
Lineage: Eukaryota; Metazoa; Chordata; Actinopteri; Cyprinodontiformes; Rivulidae
Gene: ttf2
Product: transcription termination factor, RNA polymerase II
Molecular function (GO): ATP-dependent chromatin remodeler activity; ATP binding
Source: RefSeq, a predicted model, not a curated record